This is a messenger RNA of Chinchilla lanigera (long-tailed chinchilla), 10067 nucleotides long. Its product is annotated as arf-GAP with GTPase, ANK repeat and PH domain-containing protein 1. Lineage: Eukaryota; Metazoa; Chordata; Mammalia; Rodentia; Chinchillidae. The record is from RefSeq and is a predicted model, not a curated record. Gene Ontology annotation, molecular function: GTPase activity; GTP binding; GTPase activator activity. Gene Ontology annotation, cellular component: nucleus.
CAGGGCCUCCUUCCCCGCAUCCUGAGCGCGCCCCUCUCCGCGCCUCGCCGGCCCGCGCCCCAGGAAGCAUGUACCUGCUGGACGGCGGCGGCGGCGAGCCCGCGUCGCCACCUGCGGACGCGAUGCCACGCGGGACGCCCCCCAGGAAGACCGUCUACCGUAUCUCCGUGACCAUGGUUCGGAAGGAGCAGCUGGCGGCGCCGGGCUCCGAAGAGCCGGACCCGCGCCCUGCCAGACGGCCCCGGCCCGCGCGCUCCCCGGACGCGCCCGAGCGGCUGCUGGAGGAAGCCGAGGAGGAAGCGGAGGGCAGCCCGCCGCGCGCCUGGGAUGUGCGCACGUUCCGUGCCCGCAGCACCGGGCAGCUGGAGCUUGGGCGCCUCCGGCCGUGCGCGCGCCGCCCAGACCCCGCGGAUGUGGUUGGCAGCCCCUCGGCCCUGGACGGACGAAGGUCACCCACUCCCGGUAGCCCAGGUGUGGAAAGCCCGCCGGCCCAGACCUUGCGGCGGAGCCUCAGCUUCAGGGAUUGGAGCGCUCCCGAGACCCCUCGGGGCCCCGUCAUGGAUGGCGGAAGGCGCCGCAGCAGCUCGGGGAGCCUGGCCUGGGCGCCGGGCGAGGAGCCGGAGGCGGGUCCCGAGGCCGCCGCCACCGCCUUGCAGCCCUCCUCGGAGAAGCGCAACACCUUGGACGUGGGCGAGGUGCUGAGCAAGAACGAUGCGCUCUCGGACCUGGAGCGCUGGGAGCGCAGCAAGAGCAAGAACCGCACGCUGGACAACAGCGACCUGCAGCGGCUGGAGCGCGCGCGGGCCGCGGCCUCAGAGCACCGGCUGCUGCGCUUCUUCAGCGGCAUCUUCGCGCGCAGAGACGGCGCGCCCUCCCCUCGGAGCGGCGUCCAGCGGACGCGCGGCUACUUCAGCAGCCUGCGGCGGGCCCCGGCCGACGCGCACUCGUCCAGCGCUGAGAGCAUCGACGGGUCCCCGCGCAGAGAUGCCUUCGUGAACAGCCAGGAAUGGACAUUGAGUCGAUCAGUGCCAGAGCUCAAAGUGGGAAUUGUGGGUAAUUUGGCCAGUGGCAAGUCCGCCCUGGUGCAUCGGUACCUGACGGGCACCUACGUCCAGGAGGAGUCUCCGGAAGAUAUGGAUGCAGGUGGCAGGUUCAAGAAGGAGAUCGUGGUGGAUGGACAGAGCUAUCUGCUGCUGAUUAGAGAUGAAGGGGGCCCCCCGGAGGCACAGUUUGCCAUGUGGGUGGACGCCGUCAUAUUUGUCUUCAGCUUGGAGGACGAAAUCAGCUUCCAGACCGUCUACCACUACUACAGCCGAAUGGCCAACUACCGGAACACGAGUGAGAUCCCUCUCGUGCUGGUGGGGACGCAGGAUGCCAUAAGCUCCACGAACCCGCGAGUCAUCGACGAUGCCAGGGCGCGGAAGCUGUCCAAUGACCUGAAGCGGUGCACGUACUACGAGACGUGCGCCACCUACGGGCUCAACGUGGAGCGGGUCUUCCAGGACGUGGCCCAGAAGAUCGUAGCCACCAGGAAGAAGCAGCAGCUGUCCAUCGGGCCCUGCAAGUCCCUGCCCAACUCUCCCAGCCACUCCUCCGUCUGCUCCGCGCAGGUGUCGGCCGUGCACAUAAGCCAGACGAGCAAUGGAGGUGGGAGCUUAAGCGACUACUCCUCCUCUGUCCCGUCCACUCCGAGCACCAGCCAGAAGGAGCUCCGCAUCGACGUCCCGCCCACUGCCAACACCCCGACCCCCGUCCGGAAGCAGUCCAAGCGCCGGUCCAACCUUUUCACGUCUCGGAAAGGGAGCGACCCAGACAAAGAGAAGAAAGGCCUGGAGAGCCGUGCGGACAGCAUCGGGAGCGGCCGAGCCAUCCCAAUUAAACAGGGCAUGCUGUUGAAGCGAAGUGGAAAGUCACUGAACAAAGAGUGGAAGAAGAAAUAUGUCACCCUGUGUGACAAUGGCGUGCUGACCUAUCAUCCAAGUUUGCAUGAUUACAUGCAGAAUGUUCACGGUAAAGAGAUUGACCUCCUGAGAACCACUGUGAAAGUCCCAGGGAAGAGGCCACCCCGAGCCACGUCGGCCUGCGCACCCAUCUCCAGUCCCAAAACCAAUGGCCUGGCCAAGGACAUGAGCAGUUUACACAUCUCACCAAACUCAGGGAAUGUCACUAGUGCGUCUGGGUCUCAGAUGGCAAGCGGCGUCAGCCUGGUCUCCUUCAACAGCCGACCGGAUGGCAUGCACCAGCGCUCCUACUCAGUCUCCAGUGCCGACCAGUGGAGCGAGGCUACGGUCAUUGCAAACUCGGCCAUCAGCAGUGACACGGGGCUGGGUGACUCCGUGUGCUCCAGCCCAAGUAUCUCCAGCUCCACCAGCCCCAAGCUCGACCCACCACCCUCUCCCCACGCCAACAGAAAGAAGCACCGCAGGAAGAAAAGUACCAGCAACUUCAAAGCUGACGGGCUGUCUGGCACGGCGGAAGCCAAACGCAAAGCAUGGAAACUAAACCGUGUUGGUAGCCUGCGAAAUAUAUACAGCAGCAGCAGCACCAACACCGAAGAACAAGAAGAAAACUUUGAGUUUAUCAUUGUGUCCCUCACUGGCCAGACGUGGCACUUUGAAGCCACCACGUAUGAAGAGCGAGAUGCAUGGGUCCAAGCCAUCGAGAGCCAGAUCCUCGCCAGCCUGCAGUCCUGCGAGAGCAGCAAGAAUAAGUCCCGGCUGACCAGCCAGAGCGAGGCCAUGGCCCUGCAGUCCAUCCGGAACAUCCGCGGGAACUCCCACUGUGUGGACUGCGACACCCAAAACCCUAACUGGGCCAGCUUGAACUUGGGGGCCCUCAUGUGCAUCGAGUGCUCGGGGAUCCACCGGAACCUGGGCACCCACCUGUCGCGGGUGCGCUCCCUCGACCUGGACGACUGGCCCAUCGAGCUGAUCAAGGUGAUGUCGUCCAUCGGGAACGAGCUGGCCAACAGCGUGUGGGAGGAGAGCAGCCAGGGCCGGACGAAACCCUCCUUAGACUCCACAAGGGAAGAGAAGGAGCGGUGGAUCCGGGCGAAGUACGAGCAGAAGCUUUUCCUGGCCCCACUGCCCUGCACAGACCUGUCCCUGGGGCAGCACCUGCUGCGUGCCACGGCUGACGAGGACCUGAGGACGGUCAUCCUGCUGCUGGCGCACGGUUCCCGGGACGAGGUGAACGAGACCUGCGGGGAGGGCGACGGCCGCACAGCGCUGCACCUGGCCUGCCGCAAGGGCAAUGUGGUCCUGGCCCAGCUGCUCAUCUGGUACGGGGUGGACGUCAUGGCCCGAGACGCACACGGGAACACGGCGCUGGCCUACGCCCGGCAGGCGUCCAGCCAGGAGUGCAUCGACGUGCUGCUGCAGUACGGCUGCCCCGACGAGCGCUUCGUGCUCAUGGCCACCCCCAACCUGUCCCGGAAAAACAACAACCGGAACAACAGCGGCGGGAGGGUGCCCAGCAUCAUCUGACAGCGCGCUCGCCGGGACACGCAGCCCUCGGAAGUCACAGCGCGUGAGUCCUGUCGCGUCCCUUCCCUCUUUCCGGUGGUCACCUCCUGCCCGCCUGCCCACUCACCCCGCGUGAACUGUCCAAACCCGGACUCCCUGCGGGGUGAAGAGGAGGCCAGGAGGCUGCGGAGCCGAUUCCUUUUCACAAACUCCGCCGACAGCUCACAGGACAGACCGUCGGGCUUGGUUGUUGAUAGCACAUGGCCCAGGACCCCGUCCUGCUGGCCUGGAGGCAGAGCGGGCAGGAGGGCCGGGGACGCGUGGGGAGGGGCUCGGGCGAGGCGCACGGAGAAGGGGCGAUGCUCCCUAACUGGCAGUUAAGCACAUCAGUCCGUUUCACCUCUACCACACGGAGCACUUGGAUCUCAUCUCUUCUCCGAGGAGCUUGACGGCAUAAAUCAGAAGCAAGCACAGAGUUUGUCAGGUUUGAAGCCCCUAUGAUGGUAUGUGUCAAAUCAGUUGUAGCUAAUCUGUCCAGGGAGAAUACUGGCUUCAUUACACUUGUAUAGUUGAGUUCUUCCAGCAUUACCGCUGUUUAAUAGAACAUGAUUAGUCAUCACCGAGAAGAAAGCAUAUUAGCCGAGGAGGUAGUUACGCGGCACGCUCCGGUGAUUGCCACGAUGUGAUUGCAAUACUCUUAGAAGCAUCAUAUUAUCCCAGACAUGUUCUUUCAAGCCCUUGGAGCCCUCCUUUCUAAAUUCACUGUCAUAAUUUAGUAUCUGUUUAAUUUUUCAGUCCAAAGAGAGGAAAUCAGUUGCCGAGUAUUAUUUGAGUGCAGUCUCCUUGGUGCAAAAACAAAAUGGAAAAAAUAAAUAAGUAUAACUUGGAAAUUCAGAAAGAAAUUGCACAUUCAGCUGGUAACAGCUGCUCCCGUGCAUUUGGUAAAGGAAGUAAACACAUAGGCUAUUUUUUCUGAAUGUGAGAAAGAUGUUCCGUCCUUUGGUCAAGGUGGGUGUGCUGGGCCUCAGUCACUCCAGGGCCACGCGACCUGUGUUACCAGGCUUCUCCAAGUCUAUUUGAAUAAAAGAAGUUCAUAAAUAUGCAUUGAUUUUUGUACAGACAAAUGGCACUUCUGUUAAUUCAUAAAUUGAACUGGAUGUGAACUAAUAAUGUGCAACUAGUUGAGAUAAGAGGGUUACAGAUCAUUGUACAUGGAAAAUAUUCCCAGCAGUAAACACUUCCAUUAAUGUGAUAUACAGCUUUUAAAAAGGAACAUAUCAGAAUAAGAUGGUGGUACAAUUUUCUUAUUAAAAUGGAGAAAGAAAAAAGAAUGACAUUGAAGCAUUUUGGGAAGGGGGAAUGGAGCAUGUGAAUUUUCAUUCUCGAAGGCAUGAUUUAGAUUUCUGCUAACCAAGAGUGAGGGGCGCGGGCAGGAUGGGGCAGUUCUGUGAAAACUUGGUCCAGGUGCUCCUCAAGGGUGCCUGAGAAGCAGGUGCGGAAGGUGAGGCACAGCCUGGCUCGGGUGCGUGCGACACCUGGCCCGCCAUUGUCAGGGUCACCGUGGCCAAGUGGGCAGACAGAGAAAAGCAAAUCACAAAGGGAAGUGGCGGCUUCACUAGAAGCUCUUCGCACUAGAGCCCACAGGUGCAGCGUGACAAGGGGAGCAGGGUCGUCACGGUGGAAGCCGAGGACCUGGGCCGGCGUAGCGCAGGGACACAAAGCCACGUUUGCCCAGCGGCCUCCCGAGAAGUUCCUUGCUCCCAUUUAUUGAAACGUAUAUUUUGUAAGAGUUUUUCCUCUUCUUUCUCUUUUUAAAAAAAAAUUUAAAGUAGAUGGGGAAAGAGUAAAAGCUUUACACAGAAUUUAUAUGUGGGUAAGUGUUCGAUGGAGAUUUCUAAUCGUAAGUGAACUCAGCGGGACUGACCAGUGUGCAGAAGCCCCAGACCGCGGACCUCGGCCAGCUUUCACAGCCCUGCCGUUCGGGUUUUAAUUCUGCUUUCUGUCACUGUGUAGUUAUUUUAAAUGUGAAUAGAAAGGGGAAAAGAAAGUCGCUGCCUAUUUUUGAAGACUACAUGAGCAUCUAAUCCCACUAUACACAUUCACCUCCACAUAGCCUUGACUGUAGACUUUCUGUAGAGAACACAGCUAGGUAUAAAUGAAACUCUUAAAUUAUUUCAUUGUAGUUAAUUCCCACUAUAGGAAUGCUUUAUCAUAAUGGAGCCUUCUUUUGAAAAGAAAUGGAAUUCCUUGUGAGGCUUCGCUUUGGGGUGUAUAUGAGUGUGUACAUAUUAUUAGAUGUGUUUAUAAUAUAAUAUUUUCCCAAAUGACUUCUUAUCCCACUUAGCCUCCCACAGCCUGAAAGCUAGAUCGGUGUUUCCCCUCCCUUCCUCCACCACAGGCACGUCACUGACUCCACCCGGGCCGGGCCAUUCGUAGUAAACUCAUGUUGAUUUGCACCAAGAGCCCGCCCCCGCUGGAGCCACGGUUUUGGCCCGAGAUGAAAGGCGGUGGUGGAGGCUCCGGUGAAGCGAGGCAGCCGUGGUCCCCCGUCUUAUCCAGCAUCACACCCCCUUCGCUCCUGCUCUGUUUUCAAGCUUUCUAACACCAACGCUGAGCAAAGGGAGAGCCUAGGGCCGGCGAUAGACAGAUGCACACAGUGUGGGCUGGAGGUCUGUUCUCAUGGCUCGUUUCCAUGUCCAGCUCCUUGUGACGGUGACACGGGAAGCCGCCACUGGAGAAUCCACAGACCUUUUUCUGUUCAGAGUAGAAACCCUCCCAUGAUGAGAAACAGCUGACUGGGAGGGCACACAGCAUGUGUGUGCAGGGAUAGUCGGGCAGUGCCCGGACGUGUCCGCCUCCCCCUGUCAAGGCCGCACUCCAUUCCAGGUACCGGUCACUAAACGGAAAGUGAGAGGCACAGAGGUGGCUGGCUUCUCCAGUGGCCAGGGAAGCACUGCGGGAGGAAGGGUGCUAUGGUGCAGACUCUCAAAUGGCGUGGGCAAUUAUAACCAGCCCAGCAAGCUUGUGGUUCCAGGGACCAGCAGCCCUGGGGUGAGGCAGUGACAGGUUCCUAAAUCUUUGGCCCCAAAAACAUGUGCAGUGCUGCAUCUCUCAGCAAGGUUACACGUGUAUAUAGCCCAGAAAGGCAGAACAGGGCAGCAGAAGCACUCUGGGAGUUGGGGAGACUGGACCCAGGGCCUGCAUGUGGUGGCCACGCCCUCUACCAUGGUGUUCAGCCCUAGCUCAAGUUGCUCUUCCCUCUGGUCCUCUGAAACAGACUCCUCAGCACAUGCUCAGGGCCUCUAGUGAGUGUUUGCCCAGGCCGGUGAGGUGAGUUUGGAUCCAUCCUCCGCCGUGCAGCGUAGACACCAGUGUUCCCAGUCUUGCAAUGUCUGUACAUUAGGGUCAUUGCCUGUGUCUGCAUGCAGCUGACACUGGUUCCUUAGGGAGUAACAUGGUCAGGCAAGGAAGAGAGACCCGAGUCCCGCCCCCCGCCCCGGCUCCAUGUCCCACCUGAGGGUAUGUCCGCAGCGUCCUUGCCUCUGAAGCCUGCAGUGAGCUCCAAACCAGAGAGACACAUGGCAGCCUCAUGCCUGGCUGGGAGCCGGAUGCUUGGGAACCAGGAUGUGUUUUAAGAAGAGAGCGCGCACCCAGGGACCUGCCCCCAGCUGACACCACGUCCCCACCGCCUGGGGAGGCGGUGACAGCCCACGAGCCACGUUCUUGGUUAAGCCUGGGUGCUGGCAGCAGUCAGAGGAUGGUGGGAGCCCCUUUGGAGGCCGCCCACUUCCUGCCCUCUCAGGCCUCGCUUCUCAGAACGUCCCUGCCUUGCCAGAGGCAAAAAAGGGAGUGAGCGCUGCUCUCGUGCCAUUUGCUAGUGGUGCCUGGGGACCUGGGUGGCCCUUCCCUCCCUGGCCUGAGGUCACUAGGAGGCUGCUUGACACUGAGAUCACCGCCCUCUUUCUCCUCCCUGCGGAGUACCGGGCUGGUGGAGCGUGGCCUUUGGCUCACCAGGUCGACCGCCAUCCCUGUCAUUCAGGUUGCUCUGAGAAUGAGGGGGACCCCACUCCCCCGUCUGGAGAAGUCCAAGCCCACCGUAGCUUCUCCUGAGAAGGGGGUUUGGGGCUCAAGAACUCAGGACGCAAAGGUGUUGGGAAAGCAAACCACUGCCUCCAGAUGGGCGUUCUUCCCACCCCAACCCCGUCUGCUGCUUCCAUCCCUUACACAAGGGCACAGAGACUUUUCUAGAACUCUCCUGGGUUGUGUUUAUGGCCCUCAAGCAAACAAAUUGAAAAGCAGUCAGGAAGGAAUUCGAGCACAAAUGUUCCAGAGACGCACAUCUUUUCCUUGAGAGGAAAAGACUCUGUCUCCCGCUGCCUCCGAAGAGCCUGGUGUCUGGUGGUGAAGAGGCCCAUCCUGAAGUGGUUUUCACAUCUCCACCAGCAAGCUCAGUCAGGGCCUUGGGCAGGCGUCCGCCAUGCCUCCUCCCCUGGCGUGGGUCUCUUGCAGGCUCCUGAGUGCCCCGCCGUGGCCAGCAUGCCCAGCUGUGGUACUGGGCGUGGUGACCCUCGUGGCCUUGCCAACCCUCCAGUCCGCCUGCUGCUCUGCUUAGUGCCCUGUCCGGAUGAAUCCUUGUCACCAAGCAUCGAAAUGAGGCUGCUUUUUGAGCCCAAAUCUCAAAUUCCUUGCAGUUAAACAGAAGAGAAAAAGGGAGGGGCCCAGUGCAUCGGUCCUUGGAUUCCGUUUCCAUCACUAUCCAGGAAGGAAGCACUGGACCUGAGAUGCAGUGAUGCCCCUGACUAUAAUGAAGCCAGUGCCAGGCAGUCUGGGCCCCAUCUCUCACCUCACGGGGAAGACGUAACAUUUAACAGCUUAGACGUUAGUGUUGGGAAGCACAGACGCUCUUCCCUCUAGUGCAGAAGUACUGUCCGAAAACUAGGUCGUCAACCCUUAGCGGGUUCCCCGUUUCAUUUGUGCGUCCACUGCCUUUUUAACAUGGCUUUGCAUUCUCUGUCACAGUUACAACUAGAGUCAUCUGUGGAGGGUUCUGGCAAGGGAUCCUAGACAACCAACAAGUCUCUUCUUCUGGAGUUUUUACAAGCCCAGGUUUUAGGAGCAUUUAAGGGCCCACCCACCCAAAGCAACGAUGGAAAAGGUAAUCCUCCUCCUUUCAAAGCAGCGGCAGCUGCUGGGCUGGUUUGCUCCUGCCUGUGAAAAUUCUCUUGUGUGAGGCUCUGGUCCCACACGGCAGGCUGCAGCCUACAGGUGGGCACCCCGUGCUCCUGCGCCUGAGGCGAGAUGCCCCCGAGUGAAUGAGAGAGAGCGAGAGAGAGCGAGAGAGAGAGAGAGAGAGAGAGAGAGAGAGAGAGGCGAGGUCGGCUCAGGGCUUGUUUUUGUUUUGGCCUAGAGUGCUGCGUGUGCAGGGGACCCCUUCUCCCGGGGGUCGCAAAUCAAGCCAUAUGAUAGACUCAUCUGCCAAAGUCUGGCCUGGAGUUCCAAGCUAGAGGACCUCCAUGGCCUUACUCUUGAUGCAGGUGAAAGAAAGGAACCACGAGGUGCAGGAGCGUUAGGGAAUCUUCCCCCACAGAGCAAAGCCCGAUAACACGCCAGCGGCAGGGAACAGCCCCCUCCAGAUCACGAUAGAUCCCGGGUCUCCCUCCCCUAGUGUCCACACCAGCUCAGGAAGCUCAUGCUGUGGCUGGCCCUAGAAUGACUCUGGAAGGACCACCUUGCACCAGCCAGCCCAUCCUGCGACAUGUAAAGGGCCACAGGAGCUUAUGAAAGGGCAUCCUGGCCCACGGCGCUCCACUGGGCCAGCAAAAAUGCCUGUCUGCCUGCUCUGUUGGGCCAGGGGGACAGAGAAGGGACCAAGGGUGCUGGGAGCUAGGGCCAGUCCAGGAGGUCGCUCUCGCUCACUUCCUGCUCACGGGAGCUCGCUACAAGGGCCCCUGCCCCUGGGUCCCAGCAGAUUUGCCCCCAGAAUGGAGUUGGGUGGCGGUCCCAGUGGUAGAGGGCGUGUUCAGAAACUGCUUCCUGUGGUGGAGAGGAGGGAGACACCCUCUGACCUCCCGGCCGAGCUCUGUGUGCAGAGCCCCUGAGCUGAGCCCCGUGCGGGAGCAGGCCAGGGCUGACAGCCCCCUUUCUGGGUGGGAGCAGGGAGUCCAGGACCCAUCUUUGAGCACGUUGCCCUGUUUCUGUAAAUAGCCAUGUACAGAAGAGCAGCCGGGGGUUUAUCCAGAGACCAGGUGGUUUAUUUUGGUGGUUGUUUUUUUGGUUGGUUUUUUUUUUUUUUUUUUGGUUUUUUAUAUUACCUCAUUCAGCAAGUUUAUGUUUCACAAUGACUCGAUGAUGCUUUAUUUAUAUUGUUUGUACUGUAAUUAAAACCAUUGACAGACAUUUCACUUUGCUUGUUAUUUCAUAUGAUCUUGUUUUGAUUAAAUAUGCCAGUUUGUAUUUUCCUACCUUGGGAUUUCUGUGUCAGCUGUACAGUAUUCUAAGGGGAAAAGGAAAAAAAAAGAAGAAAAAGAAAACCGUGUAAAGCAAUGGAGAGAGGUGGCUAUAGUGUAGAGACCUCUUUCUAAUAAAGAAACGAAAAUAUGUCUA